Messenger RNA from Folsomia candida, 2408 nucleotides. RefSeq names its product nucleolar protein dao-5. Lineage: Eukaryota; Metazoa; Arthropoda; Collembola; Entomobryomorpha; Isotomidae. The transcript has 4 exons. Bases 286 to 2031 code for a protein of 581 amino acids. Gene Ontology annotation, cellular component: nucleolus; nucleoplasm. The record is from RefSeq and is a predicted model, not a curated record.
GGGUAUACUCGCUGCUUCUUCUUUCACUCCACGCACGCCGUCGUUUCUAUUCACUCGUCGUCAGUAAGAAAGAUUCGUGAAUUUUUAGAAAUUUUCUUCAAAUUUUGAAGAUAAGUGGUUACUGGUAAACUAACGGUUUUGUUUUAAAGUAGCGGCGCAACAAUACUAUUCAACUGACUGACCUGACUGAUUAGUUUGUGGAAGGCUGGAGAAGACUUAAUUUGAUAGACGAACAGACAGACUUUUCUAAUUUUUUAAAGAAAAAAAAGAUAAAGUGUUUUAAAGAUGGCAAACCCUCCUGUUGAGAAUAAGUACAUGGCAGCGCUGGUCUACGAUUACUUGAAGUCUGCAGCAGGAAAUUUAGCAGAAACUUUCAAAACGAAAGUAAACCCGCCAGUGCUAGCCGCAGGUUCCCCAACGCUGCAAGAAGUUGUUAAGCAUUUCCAAGAAAAUGCUCCAGUGAAACGACGCCUUUCACUCCCUCAGUCUAAUACUCCAGCAGCGAAAAAGGCCAAGAAGGACUCCUCCAGCAGCAGUGACGAUUCUUCAGAAGACGACGAACCCAAGUCCAAGAUCCAACCUAAAUCUUCCCCUGUAAAACAGGCUGCCCCUGUUGUUCAGAAGAAGAAAGAAGAGUCUAGUUCAGAGGACGACUCUUCUGAUGAAGAUGAAGUUGACAAGGCCGUAGCGAAAAAACCCACUGCCCCUGUAUCUCCAGUUAAGGCUCCGGUUAAAGCAGUACCACAAAAGAAAGCGGAAUCUUCAUCAUCUGACGAUGACAGCUCUGAGGAUGAGAAACCAGCCGCGAAGAAGCCCGUCUCCCCCGUCAGGGCACCUGUGGUUGCUGCAAAAAAGAAGGAAUCAUCAUCUGAAGAUGAUAGUUCGGAGGACGAGAAACCAGCCGUGAAGAAGCCCGUUUCUCCCGUCAAGGCACCCGUGGUUGCUGCAAAAAAGAAGGAAUCAUCAUCAUCGGAAGAAGAAAGUUCGGAGGAUGAGAAGCCCGCAGUUAAGAAGCCUAUCGUCCCAGUUAAAGUCGCUCCAAAGAAACAAGAAUCUUCAUCAUCAGGGGAUGAUAGUUCUGAAGAUGAGAAACCUGCAGCAAAGAAGCCGAUCACGCCAGUUGCAGCCGCCAAAGCUUCGCCAACAAAGGUCGUUCCAAAAAAGAAGGAAUCGUCAUCUUCGGAGGACAGCUCGGAAGACGAAACCCCAGCUCCUAAAAAGCCAGUGGUUGCGACACCAGCUAAAGUUGUUGCCAAGAAAAAGGAAUCUUCAUCGGAGGAGGAUAGCUCUGAAGAUGAGACGCCAGCCCCCAAGAAAGCAGUUACACCCGCUUCGAAACUUCCUGUUGCUGUUGCUAAUAAGAAGAAAGAAUCAUCGUCAGAAGAUGAUGAUGAUGACUCCGACGAUGAGACACCCGUCGUCAAGAAGCCAGUCGCAGUUAACGGUGUUAGCAAAGUUAAUGGAAAUGGGGUUGCCGGUGAUGAUGACGAAAAUGAAGACGACGAGGAGGAAGAUGGAGGCUUUGCUAUUAAAAAAGCCAACAACUCUUUUGGAAGUCAAAAUGGCGGAGAAGAGGGUGAAGAACAACAGGAAAAUGGGUUCGGUGGUGGCAAUAAAUGGCAAGCGAGAAACUCGGAUGGUGGGGGUGGUCGAGGAGGAUCAUUUAGAGGUGGCGAUCGUGGACGAGGUCGUGGAUUUGGUGGGGACCGAGGCGGUGGCGGAUUCAGAGGUCGUGGUGGAUUCGGAUUCGGCGAUAGAGGUGGAGGUCGCGGUGGAUUUGGUGGUGGAGAUCGAGGAGGUUUCCGAGGCGGUCGUGGUGGGUUCGGAGAUAGAGGAGGUCGAGGUGGAUUUGGCGACAGAGGUGGUGGUCGCGGUGGGUUUGACCGUGGAGGUCGAGGUGGUGGAGGAUUUAGAGGAGGUCGUGGUGGAUUUGGUGGCGGAGGAAGGGGUUCACCAGCAAUUGCCCAAAGAAGAAGCGGUGGAUUCGAUAGUUCUGCUCCUACUCAAAAUAAAAAAGUUACUUUUGACUAGAUAUUUACUUCAAAACAAAUCAUCAGAAUUUAUAAUUUAUAUUACACUACGUAUCUUUAUAGGUUAUUUUAGUUAUUAGAUUAGAUUUACUUUUAUUUUUCGUGUCGUACGAAGUGUCUGUCCUUUCGUCACUAAAAUCAGUCUAGCCAAGACUACAAAUUCAUUUAUUAUGACUAAUUUAAAUUUUCAUUAUUUUUAGUCUUAUGUUGAUUCUUAACACAAGUGUAAACACAUUUAAUUGUUUAGAGGGGUGCUCGAGGAUCGUGGGGCGAGCGAGCUAAUACAGACUUGAAACACACCCGUGGCAAGUCUUUUCGUCAUGAGAAGACCAAAAAGAAACGCGGUAGUUAUCGCGGCGGAGCAAUCACAAUGGAAGU